This is a messenger RNA of Nomascus leucogenys (northern white-cheeked gibbon), 1006 nucleotides long. Its product is annotated as cytochrome c oxidase subunit 4I1. The record is from RefSeq and is a predicted model, not a curated record. Gene Ontology annotation, biological process: mitochondrial electron transport, cytochrome c to oxygen. Lineage: Eukaryota; Metazoa; Chordata; Mammalia; Primates; Hylobatidae.
UCAGCCGAGAAGCGGGACGAGGCGGCGACGAUUGAUGGCGCGGCCACGGGCUGGUGGGGGGGCUCUUCAGGCCCGGCCCCGUUUGGGCCUCGGUUCCUGGAAAAGCGACUCGCGCCCCUGGGAAUCCGCAGCCCCAGACUCCAGUCGCGCUUCUCGCCCGGCGCCGCCGGAAAGCGACCCCUCCAACGCCUGCCGGAAAGCAGCCCGGCCCGGCAUUUUACGACGUUUGCAGUGCUACCCUUUUCCGCUCCACGGUGACCUCCGUGCGGCCGGAGUCUUCCUCGAUCCCGUGGUGCUCCGCGGCGCGGCCUUGCUCUCUUCCGGUCGCGGGACACCUGGCGUAGAGGGCGGUCGCGGCGGGCAGCGACGGCAGAAUGUUGGCUACCAGGGUAUUUAGCCUAGUUGGCAAGCGAGCAGUUUCCACCUCUGUGUGUGUACGAGCACAUGAAAGUGUCAUGAAGAGCGAAGACUUUUCGCUCCCAGCUUAUGUGGAUCGGCGUGACCAUCCCUUGCCGGAGGUGGCCCAUGUCAAGCACCUGUCUGCCAGCCAGAAGGCCUUGAAGGAGAAGGAGAAGGCCGCCUGGAGCAGCCUCUCCAUGGAUGAGAAAGUCGAGUUGUAUCGCAUUAAGUUCAAGGAGAGCUUUGCUGAGAUGAACAGGGGCUCCAACGAGUGGAAGACGGUUGUGGGCGGUGCCAUGUUCUUCAUCGGCUUCACCGCGCUCAUUAUCAUGUGGCAGAAGCACUAUGUGUACGGCCCCCUCCCGCAAACCUUUGACAAAGAGUGGGUGGCCAAGCAGACCAAGAGGAUGCUGGACAUGAAGGUGAACCCCAUCCAGGGCUUAGCCUCCAAGUGGGACUACGAAAAGAACGAGUGGAAGAAGUGAGAGAUGCUGGCCUGCGCCUGCGCCUGGCUCUGUCACCACCAUGCAACUCCAUGCCUAUUUACUGGAAACCUGUUAUGCCAAACAGUUGUACCACUGCUAAUAAAUGACCAGUUUACCUGAAA